Striga hermonthica is the source of this 2019-nucleotide messenger RNA. The record is from the annotation of a GenBank genome assembly. Lineage: Eukaryota; Viridiplantae; Streptophyta; Magnoliopsida; Lamiales; Orobanchaceae.
AUGAAGUACCCAUUACUCUUCCCAUCCCCAGGUCGACAAUUUAGCCACAUGAACAAUUCAAAGGUCGCAAAGUUUGGGUUCAGAGCUGACCUGUCACUCUGCAACAGCUUGCUCGAUUCCUACUGCAAAUCCCGGAGUCUCGAUUCGGCUUUCGACUUCUUUAUGGAGAUGGGCCUGCGAGACACCAUCACUUUCAACACGAUGAUCACAGGCUGCUCGAGAGAAGGUGCGAUUGGCGAGGCAGUAAGAUUCUUCUUGGGGAUGCAGAAUUAUGGUUUUAGACCCACUAAUUUCACCUUUGCCGCUCUUUUACGGGCGUGUGCCGAUCUAAAUGACACCGCCCUCGGGUUGCUGGUCCACGGGCUGGUCAUCAAGGCCAACUUUGUCCACGACGUGUUUGUUUGCAACGCACUUCUUGAUUUUUACUCCAAGCAUGAUUUCGUCGAGGAUAUGAGAAAAUUGUUCAACCAGAUGCCAGUGUUGGAUGGUGUCUCGUACAACAUUCUUAUAACGAGUUAUGCUAAAAACGCGCGGCUCGAGGAAUCACUCUAUCUAUUCAAACAAUUGCGGCUGGCCAAUUUUAGCCGGAGGGACUUUCCCUUUUCGACCAUGCUGAGUGUAGCUGCAAACACGCAGGAUAUCAAGAUGGGAAGGCAGUUACACGCGCAGGCUCUCGUGACGAAUGCAGAUUCAGAAACCCAAGUGGGGAACGCGUUAGUCGACAUGUACGGCAAAUGCGGAAAGUUCGAGCAGGCCAAUACUUUAUUCAGGAGUUUGGCAUACACGGGCACUAUCCCCUGGACGGUCAUGAUUUCGGCCUACGUUCACCAUGGCCUCAAUGCCGAGGCCUUCAACUUGUUCAACGAGAUGCGCAGAGCCGACAUCCAUGCGGACCAAUCGACUUUCGCGAGCAUAUUGAACGCCUCGGCAAACUUGGCCUUGAUUUCAUUGGGAAAGCAGCUGCACACACGUCUGAUAACCGCUCGAUGCGAGUCCAACGUUUAUUGCGCGAGUGCCCUCUUGGACAUGUACGCGAAAUGCGGAUCGUUGAGGGACUCUGUUGCGAUUUUCGAAAGCAUGCCCGAGAGGAAUAGCAUCUCAUGGAAUGCGAUGAUCUCGGCGUACGCGAAGGAUGGGGAUGCCGAGGCCACUUUUCGCUUGUUCGAGGAGAUGGCGAGUUCGGGCUUCAGGCCCGAUCACGUCAGUUUCCUCUCAGUGUUAACCGCUUGCAGCCAUAACGGACGAGUGGACGAGGCCCUUAGGUAUUUCGACACGAUGACUCGGACUCAUGGGCUCGUCCCGCGAAGGGACCACUACGCGUCGCUAGUGGACGUGCUCUGCCGGAGGGGCCGAUUUGCAGAUGCCGAGGACUGGAUGGGCCGGAUGCCGUUCGAGCCCGACGAGAUCAUGUGGUCCUCGGUUUUGAACUCAUGCAGGAUCCACAAGAAUCGGGAGUUUGCGAAAAGGGCGGCCCGCGAGCUUUUCGAGCUCGACGGGCUCAGGGAUGCUGCAGCCUACGUCACGAUGUCGAAUAUUUACGCGGAGGCUGGGGACUGGGAUGACAUGGCGAAGGUGAAGAAGGCCAUGCGUGAGCGUGGGUUCCGCAAGGUGCCGGCCUACAGCUGGGUUGAGGUGGAUCACGAGGUGCACGUGUUCUCAGUUAAUGAUCAGGCCCACCCGCUGAGUAAGGAGAUUAGGAUGAAGAUAGAUGAGCUGGCGGAGAGGAUGGAAGCGGAAGGGUACCAGCCGGAUGUGAGCUGUGCCUUACAGAAAGUGGAUGACGUGGCAAAAGCUGAGUCGCUCAAGUACCAUAGUGAGAGGUUGGCGAUUGCUUUUGCUCUUAUUAAGACAAAAGAGGGUUUGCCGAUAGUGGUGAUGAAGAAUUUGAGGGCGUGCGUGGAUUGCCAUGCUGCUAUUAAGGUGAUCUCGAGGAUUGUGGGUAGGGAGAUUACGGUGAGGGAUUCAAGUAGGUUUCAUCGGUUUAAGGAUGGGGUGUGUUCGUGUGGGGAUUACUGGUGA